Messenger RNA from Verticillium dahliae VdLs.17, 642 nucleotides. Its product is annotated as endoglucanase-4. The transcript is spliced from 2 exons. NCBI's taxonomy places the organism in Eukaryota, Fungi, Ascomycota, Sordariomycetes, Glomerellales, Plectosphaerellaceae. The coding region runs from base 1 to 642 and encodes 213 amino acids. The record is from RefSeq and is a predicted model, not a curated record.
AUGCUUCGUUCUGUUGCACUCAGCAUGGCGGUCCUGGUCUCCCAGGCCGCAGCUCACGGAUACCUCAGUACUUUCUAUCUGAGCGGCAACAACUAUGAAGGUUACAACUACUGGCAGGUCGACAAGGCCCCGAAUGCCAUUGGCUGGUCUUUCACGACCCAAAAUGAGGGCCCUGAGAUGGACAUCUCCAGCCCCGACUUUGUCUGCCGCCGCGGCUCGCAACCCUCCAAGAACUACGCCAAGAUUGAUGCGGGCAGCCCUAUUGAGUUCCGGUGGACCUCCGACGACAAGGUCAUCAACCCAAACGGCUGGGCUGAGAGCCACCGCGGUUCCGUCAUCACCUACAUCGCCCCUUGCAACGGCGACUGCACCAGGGUCGACAAGACCGCGCUACGCUGGACCAAGAUCCAGGAGGCUGGCCUCAUCUCCGGUCCCGCCAACACGCAGGGCAUCUGGGCGACUGACCUCCUGCGCACCUACGACGGCUGGAGCCUGGCCACCAUUCCUGCCUCCAUUGCCUCGGGCAGAUACGUUGUUCGUCACGAGCUCAUUGCCUGUGGUGCCCUGGACCGCCUAUAUCUUCUGGAUCUGGAUCACGUUGACAAUAAGGAACUGCCGCAUGUACGGUGGGAGCUCCAUUAG